Molecule: messenger RNA, 1616 nt
Organism: Musa acuminata subsp. malaccensis (wild Malaysian banana)
Lineage: Eukaryota; Viridiplantae; Streptophyta; Magnoliopsida; Zingiberales; Musaceae
Product: actin-7
Source: RefSeq, a predicted model, not a curated record
ACCGCUCCUGUCUUCUCUGCCGUUUCUUGGGGUCUCAGGCGUCUCUCUUUGACUCCCCUUGUCCGAUCCUUCCUCUCCUCCCUUAUUCGCCUUCGUCGACAAAGGUUUAUAAAAAAUGGCUGAUGGUGAGGAUAUUCAACCUCUUGUUUGUGACAACGGAACUGGAAUGGUCAAGGCAGGAUUUGCGGGUGACGAUGCACCUAGGGCAGUGUUCCCUAGCAUUGUUGGCAGACCUCGCCACACUGGUGUUAUGGUUGGAAUGGGCCAAAAAGAUGCUUAUGUUGGUGACGAGGCCCAGUCUAAACGAGGUAUCCUCACAUUGAAGUAUCCAAUCGAGCAUGGAAUUGUUAGCAACUGGGAUGACAUGGAAAAGAUAUGGCAUCAUACCUUCUACAAUGAGCUCCGUGUAGCUCCUGAGGAGCACCCAAUACUUCUAACUGAAGCUCCUCUUAAUCCCAAAGCAAACAGAGAGAAAAUGACUCAAAUCAUGUUUGAAUCAUUCAAUGUGCCGGCCAUGUAUGUUGCAAUUCAGGCAGUCCUUUCCCUCUAUGCGAGUGGCCGUACCACCGGUAUUGUGCUUGACUCUGGUGAUGGUGUCAGCCACACUGUUCCGAUUUAUGAAGGAUAUGCACUACCUCAUGCCAUUCUCCGUCUAGAUCUUGCUGGCCGCGAUCUCACAGAUUCCCUCAUGAAGAUCCUCACUGAGAGAGGCUAUUCAUUCACUACGACCGCAGAACGGGAAAUCGUAAGGGAUAUAAAGGAGAAGCUUGCUUACGUUGCCCUUGAUUACGAGCAGGAGUUGGAGACUGCCAAGACUAGUUCAACUGUGGAGAAGAGCUACGAACUUCCAGAUGGGCAGGUCAUUACUAUUGGCGCCGAGAGAUUCAGGUGCCCGGAGGUCCUCUUCCAGCCAUCACUAAUCGGCAUGGAAGCUGCUGGAAUUCAUGAGACCACAUAUAACUCCAUAAUGAAAUGUGAUGUCGAUAUCAGGAAAGAUUUGUAUGGGAACAUCGUGCUCAGUGGUGGAUCAACCAUGUUCCCUGGUAUCGCUGAUCGUAUGAGCAAGGAAAUCACUGCUCUUGCCCCAAGCAGCAUGAAGAUUAAGGUUGUUGCCCCGCCCGAGCGAAAAUACAGUGUUUGGAUUGGAGGAUCCAUCCUUGCCUCCCUUAGCACUUUCCAGCAGAUGUGGAUUUCGAAGGGAGAGUACGAGGAGUCUGGCCCGGCGAUCGUCCAUCGGAAAUGCUUCUGAUCUUCCAUAUGUGGUGCUUUUUGUUGCCUGCUCUGCCAGCAUGUUUCUAGGUUUGCCGAAGGUCGUCAGAUUUGCUUGGAGUUUCAAGUUUGUUUUCAGUUUGGGCCGGUAAAAGCCCUCUUGUCAGGUGAUGUUUUGAGCCAAGGCACCAUGUGCCACCAAGUUUUCUUCCUUUCGGUCUUUCGGAUCCCGUCUUCUGGUCUGUUGAUUUUAGUUUGAGUAUGACAUGGAUGCCAGUUCAGCAUCAACAGCUUGGUCUGUGGACUUUAUCCCCAGGAUUAUUUGGUAAUGCCUUUAAUGAUCAACUGUUGUAUGAUUAUUAAAGUCUAAGCUUUUCAUAAUGACUUUGUAGUUUUUGUUGCUUUCA